Elephantulus edwardii (Cape elephant shrew) is the source of this 2889-nucleotide messenger RNA. RefSeq names its product bone morphogenetic protein/retinoic acid inducible neural-specific 1 (gene BRINP1). The coding region runs from base 428 to 2713 and encodes 761 amino acids. The record is from RefSeq and is a predicted model, not a curated record. Gene Ontology annotation, biological process: positive regulation of neuron differentiation; negative regulation of mitotic cell cycle. NCBI's taxonomy places the organism in Eukaryota, Metazoa, Chordata, Mammalia, Macroscelidea, Macroscelididae. The transcript has 8 exons.
CGCGGCGCACUUGGACUUCCCUCUCCAUUCGCCAGCCGCCUCGCUCUGGGUCCCCAUCGCUGCUAACUGAUCCGGCGCGGGGGGAGGAGGAAAAGCGCAGGGAGCGAGGGGAGGAGAGAGCGAGAGCGAGCGAGCCCGAGGCAGAGCGAGUAGAGACCGCCUUCCGGAGCCGGGAUUCAUGCCUGUCCUCGGGACCAGCCAAGGGGACUUUACGGCUGAGUAUGAGCCAGGCUGCUAGGAGCCAGGUACCCCCGCGCCUGCAGUCCCCGCGCCGUCCCCGGUAUGCGAGCUGCACGCAGAGCUCUUCCAACUUCCCACCUAGCCGAAUAAAAAGCGUCCGCCCGCAGCUCUCCGCCAAAGACGGACAUUGACUCCAGGACUCCACAGAAUGGAGCAAGAAUGAGAGGAAAAAGGCCGGAAGAAAAGCAUGAACUGGAGGUUUGUUGAGCUCCUCUACUUCCUGUUUGUAUGGGGCCGUAUCUCAGUGCAGCCCUCCCACCAGGAACCAGCUGGGACAGACCAACAUGUCUCCAAGGAAUUUGAUUGGCUUAUUUCAGACAGGGGGCCUUUCCACCACUCCAGGAGCUACCUAUCCUUUGUGGAAAGACACCGUCAAGGAUUUACAACCAGAUAUAAAAUAUACAGGGAGUUUGCCCGUUGGAAGGUGAGGAACACAGCCAUUGAGAGGAGAGAUCUGGUCCGUCAUCCAGUGCCCCUCAUGCCAGAGUUUCAAAGGAGCAUCCGCCUACUUGGCAGAAGACCCACCACUCAACAGUUCAUUGAUACCAUCAUCAAAAAGUACGGCACCCACCUCCUCAUCUCUGCUACCUUGGGAGGAGAGGAGGCUUUGACCAUGUACAUGGACAAGAGUCGCCUCGACAGGAAGUCAGGGAAUGCCACUCAAAGCGUUGAAGCUCUGCACCAGCUUGCAUCGUCCUACUUUGUUGACCGGGAUGGCACCAUGAGGCGGCUCCAUGAGAUCCAGAUAUCAACUGGAGCAAUUAAGGUCACAGAGACACGCACUGGGCCUCUGGGCUGUAACAGCUAUGACAAUCUGGACUCUGUGAGUUCCGUCCUUCUGCAAAGCACGGAGAGCAAACUGCACCUUCAAGGUCUUCAGAUAAUCUUCCCUCAAUAUCUGCAAGAGAAGUUUGUCCAGUCGGCCUUGAGCUACAUCAUGUGCAAUGGUGAGGGGGAGUAUGUGUGCCAGAACAGCCAGUGUAGGUGCCAGUGUGCAGAGGAGUUCCCGCAGUGCAACUGCCCCAUCACCGACAUCCAGAUCAUGGAGUACACGCUGGCCAACAUGGCCAAGUCCUGGGCCGAAUCCUAUAAGGACCUGGAGAAUUCAGAUGAGUUUAAGUCAUUUAUGAAGCGCCUCCCCAGCAACCACUUCCUCACCAUCGGGAGCAUCCAUCAGCACUGGGGGAAUGACUGGGACCUGCAGAACCGCUACAAGCUCCUGCAGAGUGCCACGGAAGCGCAGAGGCAGAAGAUUCAGCGCACUGCCCGGAAGCUCUUUGGCCUCAGCGUCCGCUGCCGCCACAAUCCCAACCACCAGCUGCCUAGAGAGAGGACAAUUCAGCAGUGGCUUGCCAGGGUCCAGUCACUCCUCUACUGCAACGAGAAUGGGUUUUGGGGGACCUUCCUGGAGAGCCAGAGGAGCUGCGUGUGCCACGGCAGCACCACGCUGUGCCAGCGCCCCAUCCCCUGCAUCAUAGGAGGGAACAACAGCUGCGCCAUGUGUAGCCUGGCCAACAUUUCGCUCUGUGGUUCCUGCAACAAGGGCUACAAGCUGUACCGAGGCCGCUGCGAGCCGCAGAAUGUGGACUCGGAGCGGAGCGAGCAGUUCAUCAGCUUUGAGACCGACCUGGACUUCCAGGACCUGGAGCUGAAGUACCUGUUGCAGAAGAUGGAUUCCCGCCUCUACGUCCACACCACUUUCAUCAGCAACGAGAUCCGCCUCGACACCUUCUUUGACCCGCGAUGGCGCAAGCGCAUGUCUCUCACCCUCAAGAGCAACAAGAAUCGGAUGGACUUUAUCCACAUGGUGAUUGGUAUGUCCAUGCGCAUCUGCCAGAUGCGCAACAGCAGCCUGGACCCCAUGUUCUUUGUCUAUGUGAACCCCUUCAGUGGGAGCCACUCCGAGGGCUGGAACAUGCCCUUUGGGGAGUUUGGCUACCCGCGCUGGGAGAAGAUCCGUCUUCAAAACAGCCAGUGCUACAACUGGACUCUCUUGCUGGGUAAUCGGUGGAAAACCUUUUUUGAGACGGUCCAUAUCUACUUACGCAGUCGGACUCGGCUACCCACCCUCCUGCGUAAUGAGACUGGCCAGGGCCCAGUAGAUCUGUCGGAUCCGUCCAAGCGACAGUUCUACAUCAAGAUCUCCGAUGUGCAGGUGUUCGGGUACAGCCUGAGGUUCAACGCGGAUCUCCUUCGCAGCGCGGUGCAGCAGGUCAACCAGUCCUACACACAAGGUGGCCAGUUCUAUUCCUCCUCUUCGGUGAUGCUCCUCUUGUUGGAUAUUCGGGACCGAAUUAACCGCCUGGCCCCUCCGGUGGCCCCAGGGAAGCCCCAGCUGGACUUGUUCUCGUGUAUGCUGAAGCAUCGCCUGAAACUGACCAACAGCGAGAUCAUCAGGGUGAACCACGCGCUGGACCUCUACAACACCGAGAUCCUCAAACAGUCGGACCAGCUGACAGCCAAGCUCUGUUAACCCGAGACACCUUGCCGUGGACGUUUCCUUUUGGUGUACAAACACAACAGGACAAAGCAAAGCAAAACAAAAUAAAACAAAAACCUUAAAAAUUUGUAAAGUGUAAUUAAUAUUCAAAGGAAAGAAGGAGAAUCUUCAUUCGUUGGAAACUAAAAUGUUCUAGCGACUGUAUAAAA